GAUAAUGGGGAUAAUGAAGGAACGCCUGUAAAAAGCUACCUUGCUUUAUAUGUUAGCGUCUUUUGCGCUCGACUAUAAGCUGUACAGCAGCGUUUACCGUGGAAAUGAUGAUAGAUAGAGCAGUUACUAUGUUCUAGAUAAUCGUGACGAUAGAUCUCCAGCAGAUGUUUGGAUAACCUGGAGUGGAGGAUGUGGUGAGGUGUGGGGAUUGCGUGUAGAUGUACAGGAGGUGGAGGAAAAAAAAAACGAUCUGCCUUUAGGUAAACAUUUCUAUGAAAUGAGGCAGUAAAACCCUGAAAUAAUCAGAAUAGAUUUAUGAGAGAAGAGAAGAUCUGCAUCCAUCUGUUGAGAACAUGAAGAUGAAUCGUGUGGUUUUGGUCCUGGGCUUCGUCCUGAUCAUGGCGCUCGACUCAGACGCUAAGCCUGAUGCUGUCGCACCGCCUAAGGAUUGCUGCUUUAAGUUUUUCCCCGGCAAAAUUCUUCCCCAAACAAUCCUGGAGGUUAAAAAGAUCGACUCACGCUGCCCACAGCAAGGCUUCGUUGUUACUACUCAUGAGUUCCACAGCGUGUGUGUCCGUAAGCUCGAAGUCACCGAAUAAGCUCCAGUACGCAUUAACGCUGCAACUGAGACGCAACACGUACGCACCGUUCAUGAUGAUGGUCGUGGAUGUUAUUGAUGCUUAACGCAAUGCAGAUUCAAAUAAAGU
Molecule: messenger RNA, 707 nt
Organism: Ictalurus furcatus (blue catfish)
Lineage: Eukaryota; Metazoa; Chordata; Actinopteri; Siluriformes; Ictaluridae
Product: C-C motif chemokine 14-like
Exons: 3
Coding region: 354-599 (81 amino acids)
Biological process (GO): immune response
Cellular component (GO): extracellular region
Molecular function (GO): chemokine activity
Source: RefSeq, a predicted model, not a curated record